UCUUUCUUCACUGUUUCACCUCUCCUCCCCUUGAUCUCCCCAGAAUUCCAGAACUCCUGCCAUUCGGAUCUCCUUCAUGAUGGCGUCGACAUCCUCGACCUCAUGGCUAUCCUCCUUCUUGGCCUUCUGCGCCAUCCUGUGCCUCUCGGUGCCUGUUAACGCCCUCUACUUCUAUAUCGAUGGACGUCAACCCAAAUGCUUCUUCGAGGAGCUUCCCAAGGACACAUUAGUUGUCGGAACCUACUCCACUCAGGUCAUCAACCAACAGUCGAACACGUACUCCGUUGAUCCCAGCCUGAAGAUGCUCAUUACUGUCGACGAGACCUUCGACAACGACCACCGGGUUGUCUCCAAGCGCGAUGGCCACUCUGGUCGCUUCACCUUCUCCGCCGCUGAUGCCGGCCAGCACAGGAUUUGCGUGACCGCCGAGACGAGUGCCGCGACCGGUGGCUGGCUGUCGGGUGCCCCCGCGGGCGCUGUCAAGGUGACUCUGGACAUGGCCAUCGGAGAGACCAGCAAGAUCGAGACGGAAGACAAGGGCAAGAUCCAGGACAUCGUCCAGAAGGUGAAGGAUCUCAACGGUCGGUUGCAAGAUAUCCGGAGGGAGCAGGUGUUCCAGCGGGAACGUGAAGCCGAAUUCCGUGACCAGUCUGAAGCUACCAACUCCCGUGUUGUCCGGUGGACCCUGAUUCAAGUGGCUGUCCUGUCCGCUGCCUGCGCCUGGCAACUGUCUCACCUCCGCUCGUUCUUCAUCAAGCAGAAGCUGACAUAAGGGACAAGGGUAUGGAGAAAGGGAUAAGAGGGAAAAGAAGAUGCAGUUGUUGUCCGGCGUACCUUGUAUAUGGGGUUACAUUUGAGUUCAUUUCACCUUGAUCGUCUAUCUCUUUGGUUCAUCCGAAACAAA
Aspergillus pseudotamarii is the source of this 904-nucleotide messenger RNA. Its product is annotated as emp24/gp25L/p24 family protein. The transcript has 3 exons. Gene Ontology annotation, cellular component: endoplasmic reticulum; endoplasmic reticulum-Golgi intermediate compartment; Golgi apparatus. The record is from RefSeq and is a predicted model, not a curated record. Lineage: Eukaryota; Fungi; Ascomycota; Eurotiomycetes; Eurotiales; Aspergillaceae. Gene Ontology annotation, biological process: intracellular protein transport; endoplasmic reticulum to Golgi vesicle-mediated transport; Golgi organization. The coding region runs from base 77 to 772 and encodes 231 amino acids.